Nothobranchius furzeri (turquoise killifish) is the source of this 2466-nucleotide messenger RNA. The record is from RefSeq and is a predicted model, not a curated record. NCBI's taxonomy places the organism in Eukaryota, Metazoa, Chordata, Actinopteri, Cyprinodontiformes, Nothobranchiidae.
CCUGGGGAGAUUUUCUGGGCACGUCCAACUGGAAGGAGACCCAAGGGAUGACCCAGGACAUGCUGGAGGGAUUAUGUCUCUCACCUGGCCAGUGAAGGCCUUUGCCCUCCCCCGGAGGAGCUAGCCCAAGUGGCUGGGGAGAGAGAAGUCUGGGCCUCUCGGCUUAGGCUGCUGCCUCCGCAACCCAACUCUGGAUAAGUGGUUGAAAAUGGAUGGAUGGAUGGAUGGAAUUCUUGCCUGAGUUCAUUAAUGGCCAAAGAGUUGCAGCCAUUGUUCAUAACUGUCUGGACUGUCUUAACCAACUAGCAUGUUGCAAGAGGCAGGAGGCGAUCAGUAGUCUGGCCUCACCUAAUGACUCUUAAUAUUUUUCCAUAUUAAAAUGUACUUUGCCAAAAGAUUGAUAUGGAAGUCAUCUUGUGAAGAUGUUGGAUUAUCAAAGAAUGUUUGUGGAAAAAAAAGAAGUUAGGAGUGUAUCUGAUGUACUUGGAAGCAUUGGUAAAAGCCUUGUAAAUUUGUUCUGUUUCAUAAAUUCGAAACACUUUGCUUAACAUUAUUUUAUUAUAGUGAUGAUGUUGCUGUUCUGAACUGUGAUCCUGUUAAUACACAUUCUUGUCAACAGUACUCAUGAAAGAAUAAAUUUGCACACAUACAGAGUGUUGGUUCAUUGUUUAUUCAUUUCACCUAAUUUAUUCUGCAGCACACCUGGUUAGAGUUACACAUGUGAAAGUGACACCUGCAUGCUGGAUCACAUGACCCGUUGUAGGCUACAGGUUCUCUGAUAAUCUAUGGUCUCACCAACAUCACUGUUCACCAUUCAAACCUAUUUUCCAGAAUCAGUUGUUGCUAAAGGAGCUGUUUGAUGUUGGUCUAUCAUGACUGUGAAGCAUUUUUCUGUGGACUAUGACAGGGUCAACGGACAAGGCACCUACUCUCCUGGGGACCUUCUUUCCGGAAAAGUGACAGUGGUGACCAGUAAGGAGAUCAAAGUGCAGAAGUUGUUGGUCAGGGCUAAAGGGAAAGCCAAGGUAACUUGGAACCAACAGGAAGGACAGACCACAGUGGUCCACAGCAACAAAAAGAAAUAUUUUUAUUUCGAGCAUAUUAUUAUUCAGGAUAAGAACAAAGGAGAUGGUUCUGAAAUCAUGGCCUCUGGGACAAACGUGUAUCGUUUCAGCUUUGUGAUUCCAAACAGAGACAUGCCUUCAUCCUACAAAGGUGAGUGGGGUGAGAUCAGAUACAGUUUGCGGGCUACUCUGGCUCAGUCAAUCUGGCUUGUACACAAAAACAAGACAGAGUUCCCCUUUCUGACCAAGGCUGAGUUUCCUUUUGCCUCCAAAUCAGAAAUGAUACUCAUUGGACUCAAGGAGCAACAGUCUGCAACCAGGAUUUCAUUUUGCGGCUCUGGAAAAGUCACAAUGAAUGUGACCUCUGAAAAAAUGGGCUUAAAACAAGGUGAGGCAAUGGGAGUCACUGCGGAAGUACUCAACGGCUCAGCACGCUCAGUAAUGCCCAAAUUCUACCUGUGUGAGAAGCAGACCUUCGUGGCUCAGUCGGAGAAGAGGGUUCACACAAAGGACAUCUUGUUCGGGACAGGAGGCACUGUUCCAGCUGAGAGCAGCUGCAGCAUAACCAAAGUUUUGAGUAUCCCCUCAGAUCUCCCCCCUACUUUCUUCAACUGCAGCAUGAUGAAGCUCGAGUAUAGAAUCAAGGUCAUGCUUGAUGUGCCUCUGGCCAGAAACCAAGAAGUCAAACUCCCUCUUGUCAUUCUGAAGGGUUCACCCAAACCUCAUCAACAAAAACCAAAGAGGUCCAUCUGGUUUAGAAAACUUCCUGCUUGAAUGGAUGUGAAUGAAUCAUUCAUUAGUUCGUGUGUCAUCUCUACAUUCAUAAGAUAUGAUAUUUUAGGUUCAAAGGCCUAUCAGUGUUGUGUUCACAUGACCACUAGAGGGAGACUUGAGCAACAAUGAAAUGCUUAGAGCUAAAUUAAUUAGAACAUUUCUGUUCUGUAAAAUGUCUUUUUGACAGAGACUCCGUUUUUAAUUUUCUAUUCUAAAACAGAAAGACCGAUCAUAUAAAGAAUAAAGUCUCAGCUUGAAUACAAAUAAAUAUGUUGAGACACAACAGGAAAUCACUUUUAUAAUCAAAAUGGGUUUAAGUCUAAUUAAAUGUGAUCAUGGAGGUGAAGUUGGCCUUGCAGUAAAACACUUACAGGUUCAACACCUGAAGGCAGCUUUUCUGAGUGAGGCUAGCACGUUCUCCUCAUGCAUGUGUGGAUUUUCUCUGAGUGAUCUGGUCAUGGGCUAGAAACAUGUUGGGUUAACUGGCAACUUUUUACUGUGUGCAUAAAUGUUUGUUGUCUCAUAUGUCUUAUCCUUGUGAUGGAGUAUGUCCAGGGUGUCCCCUGGCUCUGACCCAAUGACUGCUGAAGAUAGGCACCAGCAUGAGCUCUUCUGGAAGAAAUGAGUA